Molecule: messenger RNA, 1794 nt
Organism: Topomyia yanbarensis
Lineage: Eukaryota; Metazoa; Arthropoda; Insecta; Diptera; Culicidae
Exons: 1
Coding region: 1-1794 (597 amino acids)
Molecular function (GO): nucleic acid binding; RNA-DNA hybrid ribonuclease activity
Source: RefSeq, a predicted model, not a curated record
AUGGGGGCAUUUCUACAAAAUUACCUGCAGGACCGGACUGUCCGUGUCUGCAUCGGUGGCACAACAUCAAACAUCUUCACAGAAGCCAACAGGGUCUCCCAGGGCUCUGUCCUUGCAGUGACGCUUUUCCUCAUAAGCAUGAACUCAGUCUUCCAAAAACUUCCCAAAAACAUCUACAUCUACGUGUUCGCAGAUGACAUAAUCAUCGUCGUCGCCGGCAGGAGUAUCAAACUUACUCGACGAAAAGCACAAGCAGUGGCCAUCGCCAUCGAAAAAUGGGCUACCUCCGUUCGAUUCACUCUCUCACCCACCAAAUGCUCUAUUACGCACUGCUGCAAUGGCUCCCACCGACCGACCGGGACAUCCGUCUUUCUUUCCGGCACCAACAUACCCUACGCGAAGGAACCCAGGAUCCUUGACGUCACGUUCGACAACAAACUAACGUUCCUCCCCCACUUUCGCAAUGUAAAAAGUGACUACGAAAGUCGGUUAAAACUGAUGCGAACGAUCAGCAACGGCCACCCCAAGUGGAAUAGAUCUUCAGCGAUUAACGUCAGUAAAGCACUAAUACGGAGCAGAAUAUAUUACGGUAUCGAAGCCACCGGACUCCGCCGUAACAACCUCAUCACCACCCUGGCCCCAACAUAUAACCGCUACAUAAGGAUAGCAUCCAACCACCUGCCCAGCACCCCUGCCAACGCGGCAUGUGUGGAAGCCGGUCAGCUCCCCUUCCGCUGGCAAACCGCCAUUGUCAUCUUUCGUCGAGCCCUUGGCUACCUAGAGAAAACAUCCGGGCAAGACUGCAUGCUUCUUGACCUAGCUAAACAACUCCACCAACUCUACACCGGCAAAGAACUGCCCCAGCUGGCCCGGUUCCACUCUGCGAGAAAUAAGCCGUGGUAUAACACCAACAUACCAGCAAUUGAUACCAGCCUUCACCUGGCAGACCUCCCACCCGUCGCUGCCAGAGCCAGGUUCCACGAUAACACCAACAGCAAGUACAAAAACCACUACCAUCUCUACACCGACGGCUCCAAGACAGCCACUGGAGUUGGCAUCGGUAUAUCAGGCCCAGAACCAGCAACAAAUACAUCGCUACAGUUACCAACCACCUGCUCCAUUUUCUCUACCGAAGCAGCAACGAUCGCGUGGAGCCUUAUCACUAAACCGUCCAACCAACCAACGGUGGUUUUCUCAGACUCACUUUCAGUCAUCACCGCCCUCCAAUCCGGCAACUGCCGCCACCCUUUCAUCCAGGCAAUAGAAAACCACAGCGACGCGGGAGUCACCAUCUGCUGGGUACCCGCCCACUGUGGCAUCCAAGGAAACAAAACAGUAGACCGUCUGGCAGCACUGGGACGAUCCAGCGCGCUAAUACAACACCCAGAAACACCAGCUGCUGACAUAACAAAGUCUUUCACCAACCAAGUAGCCACCCGCUUCACCAGGCACUGGGGAUCAUCUUGGGGUCACACCCAAAAAAUCAAGGGCGACACCACCAAGUGGACCGACCGGAGCUCCAGAGCUGAACAAAGAAUACUAUCACGCCUAAGAGUCGGUCACACCAAAACAACCCACACGCACACCAUCUCCAGAGCAGACUCACCAACAUGCGAGACAUGCUACACCAGAAAGACAGUGGAACAUCAACUGGUAAACUGCCUCGAGCUUGCUGAUCUCCGGAGACAGCACGACCUUCCACCAUCCCUGAGGGACAUUCUCUGCAACGACCCAGUAAGGGAGGAGGUCCUACUGCCCUUCCUAAAGGAUGCCGACUUGUUCCAGAAAGUAUAA